Alternaria atra is the source of this 2007-nucleotide messenger RNA. RefSeq lists its product as uncharacterized. Bases 1 to 2007 code for a protein of 668 amino acids. Gene Ontology annotation, biological process: GPI anchor biosynthetic process. The record is from RefSeq and is a predicted model, not a curated record. The transcript has a single exon. Gene Ontology annotation, cellular component: endoplasmic reticulum. Lineage: Eukaryota; Fungi; Ascomycota; Dothideomycetes; Pleosporales; Pleosporaceae.
AUGCAGCUCUCUCGCUUUCUUUUCCGCGUCGCCCUGUGCUUAUUUCCCAUAGCCUUGAUCGGCACAACAUGGCUAUAUCUCUACCCCAUUUUCCACGGCUGCGCGUUUCCUAAACCCUCGUUUACCUCCUCCGCACACGGGCAAGUCAUCGCACCGUUUCGCCUCCUCUCCUUAGGCGACCCUCAACUCGAGGGCGACUCCUCGCUUCCCGAUCCAAAUGCGCUUGUCUUCCCGUCGAUCGAAAACCUCGUACCGAAUCUGCGCGAUGCGGCCAGUUCUGCAGCUAGACGAGUUUUGCUGACACAAGCAGCCAGAGGUGCUGUGAAGGAUGCGGGGAAAUGGCUAGAGGGGAAGAGGAAGGCAAUAGAUUUAUGGGGCAAUGACUGGUAUCUUGCGCAUAUCGUGAGGAGUCUGAGGUGGUGGACACAACCUACGCAUAUUAGUGUGUUGGGGGAUCUGCUGGGCAGUCAGUGGGUCACGGAUGGGGAGUUCAGGAAGAGAGCAGGACGGUAUUGGGGAAUCGUUAUGAAGGGAUUGGAGAAGGUGCCGGAUGUUAUCUUUGGGGCGAUUGGAGGUGGCGAGACGGAACAGGCGAUAGAGACGACGGCAGAGCAAGAAGGAGGAGGGGAGAUAGUAGAAGGGAAACAGGAGAAGGAGAGAAAGCCGCUAUGGGGUGGCACAACAGAAGUCCUAGGCGCGGAUCAAGACUGGCAAAAGCGCGUCAUAAACAUCGUCGGAAAUCACGAUGUCGGCUACGCCGGCGACAUCGACGAAUCGCGUAUCGAGCGCUUCGAAAAAGCGUUUGGUGCUUCAAAUUGGGACAUCUGGUUCACUCUCCCAGACUCCUUGAGCUCUGCCAACAAGACUGUAGAGACCGACUCAUCUACAUCUACACAAGACAACGUCAGACCACCAACACUCCGCCUUGUAAUCCUCAACUCAAUGAACCUCGACACACCUGCCUGGUCCUCCGACCUCCAAACGGAAACUUAUUCCUUCAUGAAUCACAUCAUAACCUCCUCCCUCCCCGUGGACGAUAAAACACACGCUACUAUCCUCCUCACACAUAUUCCGCUCGAAAAGGAAGCAGGUAUCUGUGUCGACGCACCCUAUUUCGAUUUCUUCGAGGGAGGCCAGGGGCUCAAGGAGCAGAAUAUGCUGUCGGUCCAUGCUAGUAAAAUUGUUCUUGAAGGCUUAUUUGGUAUGAGUGCGAACAAAGAUGCUGAAGGCGGAGGGCAGGGUAGAAGGGGCAUUAUACUCAACGGACACGAUCACGCUGGCUGUGACGUUGUGCAUUACAUUCGGCAGCCUGGCGUACAGGAUAUGUGUCAGGUGGCAAAUGUGAAGAGGGAGGAAGCAUACUGGCCGGCCAGCACCGCGAACGACACCAUGAUCGCUACGAGUAUGGAUAUAGAUGGCGUGGAUAUCAACGUCGUGGCUGCCAACGACACUGACGCCGACACCGUCACUCAAACUGAUACGCCCUCCGAUUCUCCACCAGAGCCUACUCCGGAGCCGUCUCUGGAAGCUCCUGCCCCACCCAAAUGGCGCGCUCACCGCUUCCCCACCCGCCCAUACGAUAUAAGCAGCGAUAAUACCUGCACAUCCAUCAACGACGCACCCCAUAUCCGCGAAAUCACGCUCCGCAGUAUGAUGGGAGAAUACUCUGGCUAUGCUGGGUUCCUAUCAGGCUGGUUCGACCAGGACAAAGGAGAGAAGGGGGAAUGGGUCUUUGAGUUCAGUUCGUGUGGGGUGGGUAUCCAGCAUUGGUGGUGGGGGGUUCAUAUCGUUGAUCUGGUCUUGAUGUUAUGCAUGUUAGUUGGAAGUGUGGUUUGGGGAUAUGAACGAGUAGUAGGGGAUGGGGAGGUGAGAUGGAAGGGCAUUAGGAUGGGUGGGGAGAAGAUGAAAGGAGAGCAGGCUAAGAACGGAAGGGACGCGAAGACGGUGGUACAUAGUACACGCGGGCGUACGUCUUCUGUCACGGAAGUUAGAGAACGAAAGAUAUAG